AUGGCCAUUUGGCCAUUCCGGCGAAAAGGGUCUCGCAAACGCUCCCCAGGGCGAGGCCGAGCCCAGGAUGCAUUUGAUGCGCCGCAGCGGGCCAUGACGGAACCUGCAACGAAUACGGACCUAGACCACGCUUCGGGGUCUGAUCGCGCCAAGCAAAAGCGGCAACGGGAGUCGCCUAGCAGUAAGAAACUCUCAAGGAAACCCAGGACUUACAGUUUCUCGCCCGGUCGCCGGGAUUCGAUUCGUUUUGCCAAAGCGAGGCAGGAAUCGGUCCCACCAUUACCAACAGGCCCCAUCCCAGCGAGCAUACAACAAAACCAUUAUGGAGCUGCCGGACAGGGUUCAUCUGGGGCUGCGGCAAAUGAAGCUGGAAUCAGGGACCAAACACCCACCCUCCAUCUUUCCAUCUCGCAACAAAAGAGGUCGGCACAACCUCUCCCUCGCAAGAAUUCCAGCAAGCGAAGAAAGCAAGACCAUGACCGUGAGGCUGAGAUCAGGGCUUUGAGCCAGAGUCACACUAUGCCGGCCCGUCUCAAUGCCGAUAACUGGACGCAAGGAAAACCUGUCAAGAGAAACAGUAAGAGGCACAAAUCUAGCUCCCUGAUGAGGAAGUGGCAUCGCCCGGAUUCAGACAUUUCCUUGCCCAUUGCCGAGUCUUUGCACUCAGCCAUGUCCGAGGACUCGGAGCACAUUUCAUAUAGAGUAUCUGCCUUCGACGCACUUGCACCUCGCCCAACCAUACGAUAUGCCUCGAAUCCUGUUUUUGGGGCACCAAGCCAACCCGGACCAUUGCGAUCCCAGUCAGUAAAGAGAAAACUAUCUGAACGGGCUCGCAUAUCGGAAGCCGAACUCAAGGCACACAAGCGGGUAGACAACCUCGCAGAUGACCUGGACGCAUCUGACUUGCGCGAGUUGAUGGAAAGAGAUAAGCGGAGGAGGGAAAGGAAGCAAGAAAAAGAGCGAGAAAGAGUCGAAAGACGGCUAGCCAGAAGGGCUGAACGACAGCGUGCUGAAGAAGCAGAGGCUCGAAAGAAUGGGACACCACCGCCGCAGAAUUUAGAGAGAGGUGUUUUAGGUCGAGAGGCUCCUGCCGUUGAAACAGAUACUACCUCGGCAGUGGUCACGUCAACCAGGAGGCGCCCUUCCGCUGAAGAUGCCGAAGUCAAUGACAGCUCACCAAAGUCGGAAACUGAAGAUGGGAAGGGCCAACGUGCUCCGUCGCCGUUGGAGGAAUUCCAUCGGGAAAAUAGUUUCGAUGCUGGAGCAGAUGAAAUCCAGCGCGACCCUCUACCCGAGCAGAAGCAAACUUCGACUGAACCUGCUAAGCAAGAGUCACGCUCACCUAGCCCAGGCAUCAUUGGCUUCAUGAGAUCGAGGAAACGUCGCUCGAAAUCGCCAUUGCCCACGGGGUCUGAACAGCAUGAUGGCCGAUCCGAAUCCACAAGAAUUGUUUCGAAAUCUGAAAGCGAAUCACUUGACCGGCGGCUUUCUGAGAGCAGUUCAAGUAGACCUUGGUUGUCAAGAUUCAGGUGGUCGAGGAGAGGUGGUAAAGCCCGACGUACAUCUGAUGAACCGUCUUCAUUCUCGAAUACUUCUCGAGACUCCAUGCCGACGGCGCAGCAAGGCUCGCAAACACCCACCUACGCACCUGUCCAACGGUCGAAUUCAAAGGUUCCCAAACGCACAAUGUCACGUUUCAGAGAAGAUUUGCCGGAGCUGCCUUUAUCGCCCCCAGACAGUCGUGUAGCGUCGCCUGAAGGUGAGGUUCAACAGCCUGAGCCUUUAGCCGCCAUCACCGAUGACGUUGUUAUGAGAUAUGAUACACCAGCUUCUGGACAUCGCGAGACGCCAAACUCUUUGGUGCGGGAUGAAGUUCAGCCAUCUCCUGCUCCGCACUCCAUGUCCAUGGCAUCGAUAGAUUCGGAGGGCUCAUGGUUCGGAGGCCGGGUCAACCGCAAGCGGACGUCUUCUGGCGUGCGCGGUUCCAUGAAUAAUUACCCAUUACGAUCAGUAUCCGGGGAUUCAGUGGAUCAGGACGAAGACGCCACACAUGAUAGAGACUUCCUCAAUAUUGUCACGGACGAGAAACACUUGAACCGCAAGUCAACAGGCGAGGCUCUGCCAAGCAGUGAUGAGGAGGACGAGAUAGAGUCACCCAAAUGGGGUAACGUCACGCGGACGCCAACUUUUACUCACCACCGAGAAACGAUGCGCAGCCGGGAAGGUCUCCUGCUGCACUCUUUUGAGGACGAUGAGAAGGAAUACGAAAGCGAAAAGGGCAGCGAAGAAGUGUCCUCUUUUGGUGCAGAAUCCCCUGUCAAUUUGCAGAGCGCAACAAGCGUCAAGGUUGCAAAGGGACACGGCCGUAACUAUAGUGCCGGAAGCGCCAAGCUUCUUGACAUUUCUCCUCGAGUUUCUUCGGACAUCCGCAGAAGUCUCGAACCGGUUACGCAAUAA
Messenger RNA from Pestalotiopsis fici W106-1, 2457 nucleotides. RefSeq lists its product as uncharacterized. The coding region runs from base 1 to 2457 and encodes 818 amino acids. The record is from RefSeq and is a predicted model, not a curated record. NCBI's taxonomy places the organism in Eukaryota, Fungi, Ascomycota, Sordariomycetes, Amphisphaeriales, Sporocadaceae. The transcript has a single exon.